UGAGAGAGAGCGAAACUGUGAGAUAUAAAAAGAAAUUACCUUGAUUGUUGUGAUGUGAUUUAACUUAAAUCGUUGGUUCAUUGAAGAUCAAUUGUUUUCCUUUUUUUUCGUUAAAGCUCAGUAAUUGUAAUCGUAUUUCUAAUCAUGGCUUCUCAAGAGGACUUCAAUAAAGCGGCCGAAGAAGUUAAGAAUCUCAAGAGUCGACCAACUGACCAAGAGCUACUUGAAUUAUAUGCUCUCUUCAAACAAGCAUCCGAAGGCGAUUGUAACACUGAACGACCUGUGUUGGACUUCAAGGGUAAAGCUAAAUGGGAUGCAUGGAACGAGAAGAAGGGUAUGGCUAAAGACGAAGCUCGUACUGCCUACGUUAAUCGAGCUAAGCAACUGAUUGACACUUAUGGUCUCAACUAAAACCGUACUAAGUGUCGACACGAACCUAGAAUAAUAUCUUAGGUUAUAAUUGAUAAUUUCUCACUUUGAUCUAAUUAUUGGAACAAUUUAAUUUCUAAAUUGAAUAAAAUAUUCACUAAAUUAUAAAAAAAAA
Messenger RNA from Panonychus citri (citrus red mite), 544 nucleotides. It is a transcript of the gene Acbp1, whose product is annotated as acyl-CoA-binding protein-like. Gene Ontology annotation, molecular function: fatty-acyl-CoA binding. Gene Ontology annotation, biological process: fatty acid metabolic process. Lineage: Eukaryota; Metazoa; Arthropoda; Arachnida; Trombidiformes; Tetranychidae. The record is from RefSeq and is a predicted model, not a curated record.